Messenger RNA from Orbicella faveolata, 6459 nucleotides. RefSeq lists its product as uncharacterized. Gene Ontology annotation, cellular component: nuclear envelope; perinuclear region of cytoplasm. Lineage: Eukaryota; Metazoa; Cnidaria; Anthozoa; Scleractinia; Merulinidae. The record is from RefSeq and is a predicted model, not a curated record. Gene Ontology annotation, biological process: nuclear migration; cytoskeleton organization; nucleus organization. Gene Ontology annotation, molecular function: kinesin binding.
CAUGUUCUUAUAUUUUUGGAUUUUAAAACAGCAAAUUUCCGCCAGCAGGUUCUUAAACCACUAGGUUCUCUAAUACACGCGGGUUUUACUGCACGUUCAGUCAGUUUUUGGUGUCUUUGUUCGUCUAUUACCAGUUGACUUGCCAAGGGUGAAUAAUCUUAUUCUAGCAGGGAGGACACUCUUUGGCAAAACUAUAUAUGUUUGUUUGUUUUUGUUUGUUGUUUUUUUUUUUUAAUUUUAAAGUCCAUCUCAAAAUUAAGGAAUACUCAUAAAGAACCAUAUAUUAAACUGUUAUUUUCCAUAAGUUUAAUUUAGUGCAAAUGUUCAUGCAACUAACAAACAAUAAAACAAGUCUCGAUCCACGAAUAUUUUGCCUCCACUACCCAUCCGGAUACACAUCGUGAUUAAAUUGGGCGCGUUGGACAGCCGAGCCGCCGUGCCAUUUAUCCGAUUUUAGCAGACGUUACACAGAUACGAAAACUAAGUGCACCAAGCCGGACUCGAAAACCCGAAACACUAGCAGCUGGAAAAAGUAAGGGAAUGUGUGCCCCCGACCAAGACAGUGGUGCCACCCUUGGGGUUUUAGGACCUUUUAGGGUAUCCUAAUUUAACGUAGUGUAAGUAAGUGACAGCGAUGUAAUAACAUGACAGCACUACAGAAAUAUAAACAGUCGGAAACAAACAUUCGUGCAUACCAAGAAAAAGAAAAACGACAUUUACAGUUGUACACGCUGAAGGCUGCUGACCGUAGAAUGUACCACUCUGCUAACGGCAACUAAUUUCAAACUCUAAUCCCGCUGAACACUGCGCAACUCGAACAGGCCCCCAACCCCUCUGCUCCGUGCCCGCAAUAGUAAUUCAUGCUAAUUUGGGAUUAUGACAAAUUUCUUGUACCCAGAGCUUCUCGUUUUACUAAAUAAGCCACGCCCAUUUUGAUUCUAAUGAUGCUAUUCUAAUGCGCAUGUGUGGCCAUAAUCGCUUGAUGUUGUAUGUCAAAGCUUUCAAAUACUUAAGUGCGAUCCUGUUUUCUGAGCUGAGUGGAAUGGGCAUUUUCUGGAAACACACUUAAAUUUCAAGGACCGCCGUAGCAAGACUAGCAAAAUAGAAGUAGCGGAACCUGUCACUGUAGACAAUAUCAUUAUAAUUAGCUGUGACCAGGUGCUGGAACUGAUAAUGAACCAAGAAAAAAAAAAACGCAAAGCUGAAAACUAUAUUAGGACACAGCCCUUAUUCUUCGGGGUCAGACAAACAAGAUGAUUCUUUGCAUGAUCUUAAAGACUGAAGAAAGCUCGUGGCUUUCGAAUUAGUGGAAUUCAUCAUUUGUUUCCAUACAGUUUUCUUACAUGCAUGUAGCAUUCUAAAUAACCUGAAACAGCGGUCAAGUUUUUUGGCGUUGCAGCAAAGGGCUUUAGUAGCAUGGCAUAUGAGGGACUUCUUUGUUAGUGACCUUUUCAGUAAAGCGCGUCAGAGACUUUUUGAAACUCGUUCUCAAAACAAGCCGCAGUUCAAAUAAAGUGUGCGAUAUAUUCAUUCCUCCUCCUGCGAACUUUCAGGUGAGUCAGCAAAAACUUCGUCACGACAUUUUGAACUACGUCUUUAGGAGCUACACUGGAAGAAAACACUUCCAGAAAAGCCUCACAUUUUGGCCAAAUUUCCGGGUCUACAAUUGCGUGACAAAUUGUCACGCAACAGUUACAAUUGCCCCCAUAUUUGUACAAUAUAACAUCCAAGCCAAAAGAAAGGAGUCCACAAAUAUAUCUUAGCUAGGCCGACAUUUACAGCAACCAGCUAUCUGCAGCUGUAUGUAUUUUUCACUCCGGUUAUGAAUUAAUUUCCUGCUGUUUCUGUUUGUUCAGUGAUCCUUUGUUAGCGCUGUCUGGUUUAUUGACAGGUUUAUUUAAUGAAGCGUGACGGACGUGUGAAACGGCCGGCGAACCGAAGCGAGUUUGUUCGCCCAUUUGAAUUUUUCAAACUUUGUGAUGCAAACUUGAGCCUAAAUUCUCUCCACUCCACUGCACAGGAAACGUAUCUUUCACCCCGGCAUUUUUUUGAUGACCUUCGCGGGUUGAUUUCGAAUGUAGAUUCUGCCGCAACCGCCCGAUGAUGUUUUCUGCACGCAUUUUGAACUUUUCAUCGGCGAUGUUUGAAAAAACAACCGUUGCUCGUCGCGCCUUUUGAGUGAAGAAAUGCGAUGGCUUUACGUCGAAAGUUAUCUGGAUCACCAGUUGAGGUGUAUAAAGCAUGGGUCAAUUGCUGUUUAGCUCAAAUUGGCGAUAAAAGAACAGUUAGUGAUCUGGCUGAGGAUUUAAAGGAUGGCAUUGUACUGUGUCAAUUGAUCAAGUCAACCACAGGACAUGAUAUAACUCAACACCAACAGAUCCAAGAUGUGCCACAGGUGACCCAGACAGUACAAUAUGUCAUUGAUUACAUGAAGGGAAAAGGAAUUGAUGUCUGCUGUCAUGUGGAAGACAUUACCAGUGGGAAACUCAAAUCCAUCUUGGAUAUCUUGUGGCUGAUCAUCUUGCAUUUUGAAAUUCACAGUUCAAACCGCGCUGCUUAUCAGAGGACUGUGAAUCUAGGCAAGAGAUUUCUUCUUGAAUGGUGCUGUACUGAGAUACCAAACACAGCAAUUGACCCAAGGGGACCAUUCCUGGAUUUUCUGCAGGAUGGUGUGUUGCUGACCAAGCUCAUUACUAAAUACUGUCCAGCUGACGGAAUCAACCCAACUGAUUUACAGGAGGUAGACAAAGGCUCAUUUCUCGAGGUUUUGAAGGUUGCCGAAGAACGUCUUGGAAUUCCAAGCAAAAUUCUAAGUUCGUCGGGAAUUCUGGACGGCAACACAUUUGACGAAUAUGCAGUGAUCAUUUACAUGGCCGUAUUGAGAAAAAUGAUCUGUAAAGUGAAAGGUGAAGAACCUAUCAAAGGAGGUGUAAAAACAGAGCCUUCUCCGUCCAAACCGAGAACCCACUCAGACAGUUUACAAAAUUACUCUCCAAGCAAAUAUCCACACAACAAGACUUCGCUGGCUGACGCAUCGUUAUCACCUACGUCAUUGAGGAAUCUUGUUGAUCAACACACAAAGUCUCACGCGGCAAUCCAAGCUUUACAAGAACGCAUUCAAUCCGUAAGGCAACUGGCGUCAACUCCAAAGCUACAGAAGAAACUUCCGGAAGGCCUGUUAUUAAAGAACAUGGCGCCCACCCUCGCAGAGGGAAUCUCCUCGCCCACCACGUCGGACGCUGUUUCCAGCAAAACAAAGGAAAGCUUUCCCAUUGAGGUUAUUCCGACGGAUCACAAUGACAAUUUCCUGGCGGUGAAUGGCGACGAGCUUUUUCUCCAACCCCCCGAGUCUGGUGGCUCUGAAGAACUUUACACAAGUGUCGACAAACAAUUUUUGGAGCUUAUGUUAGAUGCUGUACAAAAAGGAUUCAUGCCUCCUGAACUAACAACGGCAAAAACGUGGCUUAACACAGAUGGGACAGACGUAGAUUUGAAUGAUUCAGUACGAGCUGUAAAUGUUGGUGUACCUUCGUCUGUUGCGGUUACAGAAGAAACAAAAGAUACAGAAGAGUCGUUGAAAAAUGACGAAAGUACUGAAUUGAGAAAAAUGAAUGAUGAUGCCGAUAUGGAAGAUCAAGAGAUAACAUCGCUGGCAGCCAUUGCCGAGCCUAUGCACGUUACAGAGGAAUUAACUUUGGGAAACGGUCCGCCAAAUCAUGUUCCUGAGGAAACCUCGGUGGCAAGUGCGAAGCCAACGUUGGAAAGCGAUGGAACGGUGCAUAUUGCAGAAGAACCAGCUGUGAGGAACAGCGAAGCGAUGCAGGUUGCAGAGGAUUCAUCGGCAAAGGUUACACCGAUGCAUGUUGCAAGUGGACCAUUGUUGACAAACGUUGGACCAACAUCGCCAAGCGAUGAAGCAAUGCUUGUUAAAGAUGGCAACGAGCCUGUUUCUGAUGCGAUAGAGUCGGCAGCCUCAACGCCCAACAAGAAAGUUCAAUUUCUUGGCCUUGAUACUGUUUUUGGUGACAAGUCAAGCGCUUCAGACCAUCCUUUGGAUAUUUCAAUCUCACCCGUCCAUGCUUCACACAAAGAGCCCGGAACUGUGUUAAAUGAAACGGGACAACAGAGUACUGAAUCUUCGCCGAAAACAACAGUGACUUGGGCGACACUAGAUUCGCCAUCUAGGAUGGCGAGAUUAUCUGGAAAUGAGCAUUCUUUUGCGAAGGGUCUCUCUAGUCCGGGAGACGGACUUUACAGGUUUGAAACUGCACUUUAUGGAAAGGAAGGCGACGAGAAAUCAGAAGGGGAUUCGGACGAUCCUUUUAUGAUGUACUUGAACUCAAUUGAACAAACAGCUUUGAAGUUCAAACUGCAGGUGGAGCAGGCUAAAGUAGAUACCUUGGAAACGCUGAAAGUGAAGUUGGAGCGAGCAUACGAGGGUACCCCCUUGGAAGAAAUUCCACUAAAAUUCCAAGAAAAACUUCAGGAAACGAUCGCUCAAAUCGCUUCCGAUGAAGUGUUGAAGAAAUACGAGGCACUAGUGUCGCAAGAUGAAGAAAUGAGCGAAGAGGAAAAUCAGAUACUAGAGUGCAUGAGGAACGAGCUCGACUCAGUGGCUUGCGAAAACUUUGAGCUUCAUCAACAGCUUGAAUUGUUGAAAGAUUACGAGAAGAGAUAUUAUGACCUGAAAGAAAAGUUUGAUAAUCUCGACGACGGAAUGUCGACAAUCAGAAAUGAGUAUGAAAGGAAGAAUGGUGAGAGUGAGUUUCUCUCGGAAAGAGUGGAGUCCCUUGAGAAAAGCAUCGUGAACUUACGUGUCGAGUACAAUAACGAAAUCAAGGAUUUACAAGACGAGAAUCUUCAGUUGCAGAGAGCGUGUUUUGAGCUGGAGAACAGAAACAAGAAUUUAGAGGACCAUCUUGCAGCUGGCGAUAGCGAAUCGCGUGAGAGCCGGGCGGAAGAGAGGGAAGACGAAAGAGAGAGAUUUGUUGCCAACCAGGAGUUUGAAAUGCUGCAGUUACGCCUCGAGGAAUCUGAGCGACAGAACAAAGCGCUAAGAGCUGCAGCACAAGCGGAUCAAGCCAUGAUUCAAUGCAUGGAAGACAAAAAGGACGAACUCGAGAAGGCGAUUGUUAAGGCCCAAGACGACCACAGCAAUGUGCUGCUAGAGCUGCACGAAGCACAGCGACAGAUUUCGUCAGACAGAGUGAAGUUGUCUAGCUACCAAGAAGAGACGGAUGCGUUGAGACGAGAGAACAAAUUGUUAAAAUCCAGUUUGGAAAUUGCGCAGAACGAGUUGGAGUAUCACCUUGAUAAACGAGGGGAGAAAAACGAACCGUGGAAGAGCAACAAGCGGAUGAUCUGGCGAGAGAUUCGCGAGCUUGAGAAGAUACUGAAAGAUGUCCACCGUGAGAAAAGGAACUUGGAAAAGAAAUAUGUGAAUUUUAAGCAGGAAAACGACCAGCUGACUGGUUCACUGUCUUUGCAUAGUUAUUCAUCUGCCGAGAAUUCACCAGAGAAGGAACAAGUUAAGGAUCCUAGCGAACGCGGCCUGAAAAGCAAAUCGUGGCACAGUUCGACUGAAUUGGAAAACAGCAAAGCUGCUGUCGGUGACGAUGAGAGUUUUUCGUCUCCACCUCGUAAAGUGAAAAGCUGGUUGGAAGGCCUGGACCCAACGAAUAGCGUUGUAAAGAAUGAUGGUCAAAUUUACAUGAACUCAAAAGAGAAGACGCCAGUUCUCCCUGAAAGGUCCCCUGGUAACAGGUUAUUAAGCAAGUCGGAAGCAAGCUUGGGAAGCCCAAAGAAGGAAGAAAAUGGAUUUUGCAACGAGCUCGAGGAACUUCGCCAUCACGUUGGAAGCUUAGAGGCAGAGAAAGCCGCCAUUGUGAAGGAACUCAGUUCACUGCGAUUCAACAGAGUCACCAGAUAACAAACUAAAACAGCUUGGCUGUCACCAUGGGAACGACUGUCUCUUCCUCCCGCCAGUUGAUGGACCAACUUCCGGAAGACGAUGGGCGACUUCCGCCAAAUUCCAAGUUCAACAUCGAAAUUUUCCUCACUCGUAUUAGCCAUACCAUACACAUUACCCAGAGCGGGCUGGGAACGUUUGGCCAAAAGCUGAGUAGAUAUGGAAAACCUGUGCUCGUGGAAGGUGUUCAAUCAAAUUGCAUACAUUUUCUCUAAUUAAUUUUACUCCAGUGAAAAUCAAUGACAAUUCGUGGCAUCCCAGGGCGAGGGGAGGGACUCCAUAUGAAAAGGUCGGGGAUGCUCGUUAGAAAAUUUGAAUUAAACCCCUAAAGGAGAUCAAUCUGGGCGUGGCUCAAGCGUGAUUUGACCCCUAAAAGAUAUCACUUAAACUACCAGCCGCUGAUCAGGAAAGGAGCUCGCGCUAGUACACCGGACUCAAGAGACCGGCGGAAAUCGAACCUAAAAACGGAAUUAAAAGUGUUUUUUACUAUU